This is a messenger RNA of Carassius carassius (crucian carp), 3710 nucleotides long. Its product is annotated as NAD(P) transhydrogenase, mitochondrial-like. Lineage: Eukaryota; Metazoa; Chordata; Actinopteri; Cypriniformes; Cyprinidae. The transcript is spliced from 22 exons. Bases 172 to 3420 code for a protein of 1082 amino acids. Gene Ontology annotation, molecular function: NADP binding; NAD binding. The record is from RefSeq and is a predicted model, not a curated record. Gene Ontology annotation, biological process: NADPH regeneration; proton transmembrane transport. Gene Ontology annotation, cellular component: mitochondrial inner membrane.
GUUGAUCGACGGCCGAGUGAAGCCACAAGCGGCGCAGAUCGAGGUGAGCGCGAGUGCUUCCGGGUGGCGGGUGUAAGCUGGGUGUCCCCGCUUUCAAAGGUCGUUCAUUGAUUCUCUGUCUCUGCUCGGAGGAGGGUCGUUCCGACUGCACAGCUUCUCCUUGUGUCUCCGAUGGCGAGUCUUCUGCGAGUGGUAGCCACCAGCUGUUCCAGCCCCCUGUUCUCCGGGCUGGCCUGUGCUAAGAGUGUCCGGACGGUGAAGACCCCAUGCAUUCGGUUCUUUAGGACCCAUCAAGCCCUCUCUCGCCUCUCAAGUCCAGGCAUUCCAUACAAACAGCUAACUGUUGGCGUUCCCAAGGAAAUCUUUCAGAAUGAGCGUCGCGUGGCCAUCUCUCCAGCUGGAGUGGAAGCUCUCAUCAAGCAGGGCUUCAAUGUGUUGGUGGAGUCUGGCGCUGGAGAAUCUGCCAAGUUCUCCGAUGACAUGUAUACAAAGGCAGGAGCCACCAUCAGGGACGUCAAAGAUGUCUUUGCAUCCGAUGUUCUGCUUAAGGUGCGUGCCCCCAUGUUGAACUACGCUCUAGGAGUUCAUGAGGCACAACUCAUGAGUGAAGGAGCCACCCUCGUCAGUUUCAUCUAUCCCGCUCAGAACCCUGAGCUGAUGGACCAGCUGUCCCAACGCAAAGCCACCGUCCUGGCCAUGGACCAGGUGCCCCGUGUUACUAUUGCUCAGGGUUAUGAUGCCCUUAGCUCCAUGGCCAACAUUGCUGGCUAUAAAGCGGUGGUCCUGGCAGCCAACAACUUUGGCCGCUUCUUUACUGGUCAGAUCACAGCCGCAGGGAAGGUCCCUCCUGCUAAGGUGUUGAUCAUUGGAGGUGGAGUGGCUGGGCUGGCCGCUGCUGGCUCUGCCCGUGCUAUGGGUGCCAUUGUCAGAGGAUUUGACACCAGAGCGGCUGCACUGGAGCAGUUCAAGUCCCUGGGUGCCGAGCCUCUGGAGGUGAAUGUGAAGGAGUCAGGAGAAGGCCAGGGCGGUUACGCUAAGGAGAUGUCCAAAGAGUUUAUCGAGGCUGAGAUGAAGCUGUUUGCCAAGCAGUGUUUGGAUGUUGACAUCAUUAUCACUACUGCGCUUAUUCCUGGUCGGAAGGCCCCUGUGCUGAUUACUAAGGAAAUGGUGGAGACCAUGAAAGAUGGUUCAGUGGUGGUGGACCUGGCUGCAGAAGCUGGGGGCAACAUCGAGACCACGGUUCCUGGAGAACUCUCUGUUCACAAAGGUGUGAUCCACGUUGGCUAUACUGAUCUUCCCAGUCGCCUCCCGACUCAGGCCAGCACAUUAUACUCUAACAACAUCAUCAAACUCAUCCGAGCCAUCAGCCCGGACAAGGAAGUUUUUCACUUUGAUGUGAAAAACGAGUUUGAUUACGGCACAAUGGACCAUGUCAUCCGAGGUUCAAUCGUUAUGCAGGAUGGAAAAGUGCUUUUCCCUGCACCACAACCUAACAACGUCCCAGUGGCUGCACCUCCAAAACAAAAGAGUGUCCAGGAGCUGGAGAAGGAAAAGGCAGCUGCCAUCACGCCCUUCAGAGCCACUCUCAACACGGCUGGGAUUUACACCGGAGGUCUGGCUUCAGCGAUUGGUCUUGGGAUAUGUGCUCCCAAUGCUGCUUUCCCUCAGAUGGUUACAACCUUUGGCCUGGCAGGAAUCGUGGGAUACCACACCGUAUGGGGCGUCACUCCUGCUCUUCACUCCCCGCUUAUGUCCGUCACAAAUGCUAUUUCUGGUUUGACUGCUGUUGGUGGCCUCUCCCUUAUGGGUGGUGGAUUUCUCCCUAGCAGCACAGCAGAGACCCUGGCCGUACUGGCUGCUUUCAUCUCCUCCGUCAACAUCGCUGGUGGUUUCUUGGUUACUCAGAGGAUGUUGGACAUGUUCAAGCGGCCCACUGAUCCUCCAGAGUACCACUACUUGUAUCUUCUUCCCGCUGGUUUGUUUGUUGGAGGUUAUGGGGUGGCUCUUCAAAGCGGCUACAACAUUGAACAGAUGAUGUACUUGGGCUCUGGCUUGUGCUGCGUGGGGGCUCUGGCUGGUCUGUCCACCCAGUCCACGGCUCGUCUCGGUAACGCCCUGGGCAUGAUCGGAGUAGCCGGUGGCAUUGCUGCAACUUUUGGAGCUCUAAAACCUUCCCCUGAGCUCAUGGCACAGAUGAGUGCGGCCAUGGCGGUGGGUGGCACUGCUGGUUUGACCAUCGCCAAGAAGAUCCAGAUCUCGGACUUGCCGCAGCUCGUUGCCGCUUUCCACAGUCUGGUGGGGUUGGCGGCCGUGCUCACCUGCGUGGCAGAGUACAUGGUGGAGUAUCCCCACUUUGCAACCGACCCUGCGGCCAACCUCACCAAGAUCGUGGCCUACCUGGGGACCUACAUCGGUGGAGUCACCUUCAGCGGAUCUCUGGUGGCUUAUGGCAAACUUCAAGGUCUCCUGAACUCAGCUCCCCUUAUGCUCCCUGGCCGUCAUGCGCUGAACGCCUCCCUCAUGGCAGCCAGUGUGGGUGGCAUGAUCCCCUACAUGCUUGAUCCCAGCUAUACCACUGGCCUGACCUGCCUGGGCUCCGUGUCUGCACUCUCUGCCGUCAUGGGCCUGACCCUGACAGCCGCCAUCGGGGGGGCUGACAUGCCUGUUGUGAUCACAGUGCUAAACAGCUAUUCUGGCUGGGCCCUGUGCGCUGAAGGCUUCCUGCUCAAUAACAACUUGUUGACCAUUGUGGGUGCUCUCAUUGGCUCUUCUGGAGCCAUCCUCUCCUACAUCAUGUGUGUGGCCAUGAACCGCUCACUGGCAAAUGUCAUUCUGGGUGGCUACGGCACGUCAUCCACCGGCACGGGCAAGCCCAUGGAGAUCACAGGUACCCACACUGAGGUCAACGUGGAUCAGUCGGUGGAGAUGAUCAAGGAGGCUCAGAAUAUCAUCAUAGUUCCAGGUUAUGGUCUGUGUGCAGCAAAAGCUCAGUAUCCUAUUGCUGAUCUUGUCAAGUCACUGUCUGAGCAGGGCAAGAAAGUCAGGUUUGGAAUCCACCCUGUGGCUGGUCGUAUGCCAGGCCAACUGAACGUUCUUCUGGCUGAAGCUGGUGUGCCAUACGAUAUUGUUCUGGAGAUGGAUGAGAUCAAUCAUGACUUCCCUGAAACUGACCUGGUUUUGGUAAUUGGAGCUAAUGACACAGUCAACUCAGCGGCCCAAGAAGACCCCAACUCCAUCAUUGCUGGCAUGCCUGUUUUGGAGGUCUGGAAGUCCAAGCAGGUCAUUGUGAUGAAAAGAUCUCUGGGAGUUGGCUACGCUGCUGUGGACAACCCUAUCUUCUACAAACCAAACACAUCCAUGCUUUUGGGAGAUGCCAAGAAGACUUGUGAUGCUCUGUCUGCCAAGGUCCGGGAGGGCUAGAGAGGAAAGAGAAGAUCUGACCUUGGUUUGCACCAGAUGAGUCACGGAGAUCGAACAAACCCAAUAAACCCUUAGAUCUAAAUUAGCUCUAAUAAGAACAAGCUCUUAACGACACACUUUAUGCCCAUUUGGUUUUUCUUGUAGAUAUAGUUUAUUCAGUAUUUCCAGAACUUUUGUUUUACUUUUUAUUAAAUGUUCUUCUUUUGGUCCCCCAUUUAAGUCACAUUAAAAGGAAAAAAAGCAUUACAGCAUCACAUUAAUUAGCAUUAAUAAAGCAAGCUCACCAGUUA